AUGUCUGACAGAAACGGACGUGUUUAUGUGGUGUUAGUUUUGGUAACUUAUAUACGUACUUCAACAGCAUGUAAUGGGUAUACGUUGAAACUCAACAGCAUUAAAAACUGUAUCGAUGACAGUGUGAUAAAAAUUGAAAAUCCUGGUGCAACUUUAGAUAAAGAUUGCAACAUAAUUUUAAAAGGUUGUUUGAAUUUUCCAAAGGGAUUCAAAACAGCGAAGGGAAAAUAUGUUCUCAAAAAAGCUCCGAUGCCUCCUAUGGAUGGAGAACUUGACUUUUGUGAAGUUGUUAGUGGGUUAAAUGAUCCGCAAAUUGGAAAUGUGGCUAAAAUGUAUAACAUGCCUUCUAAGUGCCCAAUACCCCCAGGUAAAGUUUGUGGCGACGCUAACAAGAAGAUUAACAUUAGCAGAUUUAAGAAUCAGUUAGGUAUCGCGAGUGGAACGAUCGAUUUGAAGCUUGAUGUUGACCAUGAUACUGGUAAAAGUUGUAUUGAUAUAAAUGUUACUAUUUCGAAAAACAGAGCUAGAGGAUAAUUUUUAUGUUGUUUUGUAUUAGUUGCAUACACAGAAUAAAUAUGUAUUACCAAGAUGACAUCUUUAAAAAACCGCUAUUAAAAUUAACAACUAGUUUGAUAUAUUAGUAGCUGAGAAACAAUACCACAACACAGCACAUACUGAUUGCCAAGUAAUAGUUCUUAAAGUGUUUUUGUUAAAAUUUAGAAACUAACUUAGUCACAAAUCACAAUAAUGAA
Zophobas morio is the source of this 752-nucleotide messenger RNA. RefSeq lists its product as uncharacterized. The transcript has 4 exons. Bases 1 to 534 code for a protein of 177 amino acids. Lineage: Eukaryota; Metazoa; Arthropoda; Insecta; Coleoptera; Tenebrionidae. The record is from RefSeq and is a predicted model, not a curated record.